Scheffersomyces stipitis CBS 6054 is the source of this 1578-nucleotide messenger RNA. It is a transcript of the gene HGT16, whose product is annotated as Hgt16p. Gene Ontology annotation, molecular function: carbohydrate:proton symporter activity. The coding region runs from base 1 to 1578 and encodes 525 amino acids. Gene Ontology annotation, cellular component: membrane. Gene Ontology annotation, biological process: transmembrane transport; carbohydrate transport. Lineage: Eukaryota; Fungi; Ascomycota; Pichiomycetes; Serinales; Debaryomycetaceae. The transcript has a single exon. The record is from RefSeq and is a predicted model, not a curated record.
AUGGUUGUUGUAGCACUUACAGCUGCGUUUGCAGCCGUUAUUAUUGGCUAUGAUGCUGGAUUUGUUGGAGGUACAGUUGCUUUGGAGUCUUUCCAGGACGAGUUCAACAUGCCCAGCAUGACUGCGAAAGAAAGGUCCAAUAUAAGUGCGAAUGUAGUCUCUGUAUUUCAAGCUGGUGCCUUCUGGGGUGCCAUUUUUUUCUACCCUAUCGGAGAGCUCCUUGGUCGUAAGAUUGGAUUGUGUUUGUCUGGGUUCUUUUUGACUUUUGGUGCAGCCAUUUCACUCUACUCCAAGAGCUCGACUGGUUUGGGUGCAAUUUACGCAGGUAGAGUCUUGACAGGCAUUGGAAUUGGUGGAUGUUCCGGUUUAGCGCCUAUCUACAUUAGUGAAAGUUCUCCAGCAUUGAUUAGAGGAAAAUUGGUAGGAAUGUGGGAAAUGUCGUGGCAAGUAGGUGGAGUCGUAGGCUACUGGAUCAAUUAUGGAGUGUUACAAAACAUCCCUGAUUCCAGAAAACAAUGGCUAAUUCCUUUUGCCAUACAGUUGGUUCCUUCAGGUAUGUUUUGGGCCGGAUCUUUCUUGAUUCCCGAGUCACCUCGUUAUUUGGUUCACAGGGGACAAAUGGAGCAGGCAAGAAAGAACCUUUCUUUCCUUAGAAAUCUCCCUGUAGAUCACCCUUAUUCCAUACACGAAAUGGAAAACAUAGUCAAGGAUAUCAACGACAAAAAGGCCAAGCUCGGGAGCGAUGGAUUCUUUGCUCCAUUCAAGAAGGUUUUGAGUUCCAAGAAAAUUCUCUACCGUUUGCUUUUGACGACCUCCCUUUUCCCCAUGCAAAAUGGGUCUGGUAUCAAUGCCAUAACGUAUUACUCUCCAACUGUAUUCAAAUCUUUUGGUAUCGACGCAACCAAAGCUGGUUUGCAAUCUACAGGGGUCUUUGGCUUGCUUAAGGCUUUUGCUUCUUUGGUCUGGUUAUUCCUUGUCGUCGACAGAUUCGGCAGAAAGACGGCCCUUGUGUGGGGAUCUGUUCCGUGCUCUCUUUGUAUGUGGUAUAUUGGUGCUUAUGUUAAAAUUGCCAACCCUUCGCAGAGAGUGGCCAAUGGUAACACUACCCAAGAUGCUGGUGGAAAGGCAGCUCAAGCCAUGUUGUACAUCUGGACGUUGUUUUACGGAGCUUCUUGGAACGGUACUCCCUGGGUGUUCAACUCAGAAGUAUUUUCCCAGGAAGUGAGAACUUUGACUCAAGCUAUCAAUGCUUCUGCUAACUGGUUCUGGGCCUUCGUUAUGGGCAGAUGGUCAGGCCAAGCAUUGGAUGCAAUUGGAUACAAAUUCUACUUCAUUUUUGCUACAUGUAUGAUAGUAUUCCCUGUUGUAAUUCUCUUGUUGUAUCCUGAGACUAAGGAGGUUCCAUUGGAAGCCAUUGACUACUUGUUUGAAGUUCCCGCUUGGAGAGCAAGAAAGCAUGCCAUGGAGCAAUACAGAAUCGAAUACGAAAAUGGUGCCAAGGUAAACGAGAUGUUUGCCAUUGAUUCGGAUUCUUCAGAAAAGGAGCGGGGGCGUUCUCGAGAAGAAUCAAAUGAGUAG